AUGAUCAGGGAAAAUGCCCCACCUUUAAAAAAAUACAACCGGAGGCGGGCCGCACAGUCACUGCUACAUGUUACCUUAUUUAGACAUGGUGUUUCGUAUAAAUCUCAGAGUGACCAAUCUUGCGGCCUUUUCAAACACGCGCUGUCACCAUUUAGAAGUGCUUGGCUUGUAGCAUUGCCGUUCAGAAGUCGACAUGAAGUACACUGUGUUUCUAGUUGCUGUAUUUUUCAGCAGUGCUUUUGGGAUAGACACCGUUCCCUCUUUGAAUGUAACAAAAUACCUCGGUCGCUGGUAUCAGGUAAAGAAUGUGUGUAUGUACCGUUUUGGUGUUAAUGAUUACGUAAUAGGUAAAGCUUGUAGGAUCGAUAUCUUGAGGUAGAAGGCUCUAUUAUGCAACUUCUUACCGAUUUUUUUCUCUGUAAUCAUGUAUAUUUUGCAACUUUUGAGUAGAAUUUAUCAGGCCGUUUAACAUUUCCUUCAAACAUGUUAAAUCGCGCAGCACGAGACGAGCCUGAAUGAGGGCCAUAGAAGACAACUUGUUGAACAUGACCUUAUACGCUACAGCGCAACCAAUUACUUUUAAUAAAAUCCUUUCAUGUUCCAUACUUCAGACAGAACGCAUUGUUUAACGGUAACCCGAGGCACAGUACUUUAUGUGUAGCGAGUAGUAACAAGGCCUUUAUACAAAACAGGAAGGAGUUGUUUACAAUAAUUGUACUGCAUUUAUAGAUUCUAGACUCAUUAAAAACCUCAGAGCUCAUUUGCAAGCGCAGCUAGUUUUUUGCCUUCGAGCAGAGUUAUGUGAUGUUAUGGUAGUUGAAGGCUGCCGGGAUGUGAAGAUGUUCUUUUUAAAGGUAGACCCAAGUACAUGAAAGCACAUGAUAUACCGUGCUCUAUUACAUCACGCGAUUCUUGUAAUGAAUUUUUCAUGUUGGUUUGUGUAAAUAUUUCAUAAAUGCUGUUAUAUUGACAUCUUGUUUUUUUGUUUUUCCUGUCUCAUUUUCUGCGUGUAAAUAGAUGUAUGCCGACCCCUCAGUCAUUGCAACUUUUGAGCGUGACGCAGUAUGCGUGACAGCGGAUUGUAAGUGUACAUUUAUGCUUACAGACUGCAUAUAAAAGCAUACCACUGGAAACAGAAGUCUAAUUUUUUAUUGCUCUUACUGCUAAUACUUUAGAUACACUUGAGAAAGAUGGAAAAGUGGGCGUUCUUAACAGUGAAAGACUUCGUACACCGACCGGAGAGGGAAAGAACAUCACGGGUUACGCCUACAUACCCGACCCUAACCAACCAGGGAAGCUCAAAGUUCAUCUUGGAGGAGUACCUGUUGACGCUCCGUGUAAGUGUUUGUCAAUUCGAAGCUGUCAGGCAAAGCAAGUAACCUGUCACUUUUACACCACAGGUUUGACGUGGGAGAGAACGAUCCUAACAAUCAUGCUGUGCGAUCGCACAAAAUUUCCUUGUCCCUGCUUUUCUUUAGUUUUUUCUUUACUGUACUUUGUUGAUGACGGCCACUCCCCCUCACUUCCUGCUGAGAACCAUGUCACCCCCCCGAAAGCCAUGUCCUUCCCCAAAAAAUUUUUCGUCAUUCCCCCAUCUCUUGGCAAUAAAUAUAAUGAAUGUUUUCUUAACAGAUUGGGUGGUAAAACUAGGACCUCCUACUUUUGGUGAAGGUCUUUACCAGUACUCCGUGGUCACAGAUAACUUACAGAUUACCCUGUUUGUGCUGGCAAGAGACGUAGACACAUUCAAAAGCCAGUAUGACGAGGAAGUCCGCAAUUGGCUGACAGAAAAUGGCUUUACUCGCUUCUACAACAAGCCUGUAGCCACCUUACAGAACAAAGAAUGUAUUUACGUUGCCGAGAGGCCCUCUUCUCAUCAGACAGUAGAAGAAUUUCUUCGUUAUGAUUAGACGAGCGUCGUGACUUUUGUGGAUAAGAUGACGAACACCUAUUAAAAGUCCAGGUUAUGAUUUGAUUUGCAAUUGAAUUAUAAUAGUCUUGCCUCUACAAACACGAGUGUAAUCAAACUCUCGGUUCACGCUAGCCUGCGAGAAGGCGCUCAUUUUAAGCGCUUGGGCACAAGCGUUUCUUCGCUACCAGAAAGUAAUUCUUUCUCGUGGGCAAAGAGAGUAUGUUUCAGACCUUGAGCCACGCGAGCCAAGUUGUAAAAGCUCUCCAUGUGAGAAAGGCGUGUCUUAUAGCUCUAUCAACGAAGGCUC
This is a messenger RNA of Pocillopora meandrina, 2219 nucleotides long. The record is from the annotation of a GenBank genome assembly. Lineage: Eukaryota; Metazoa; Cnidaria; Anthozoa; Scleractinia; Pocilloporidae.